Molecule: messenger RNA, 8608 nt
Organism: Olea europaea var. sylvestris
Lineage: Eukaryota; Viridiplantae; Streptophyta; Magnoliopsida; Lamiales; Oleaceae
Exons: 13
Coding region: 94-8403 (2769 amino acids)
Molecular function (GO): helicase activity; ATP binding; hydrolase activity
Source: RefSeq, a predicted model, not a curated record
AAAAUUCCAGAGUUACAUCAAUCUGUGGAUCUAUAUCUUGGUUCAUAUGUCUACCCCUUACUGGAAGAAACUCGUGCAGAACUUGCAUCAGCCAUGGACGGUAUUUAUAAUGCUCCUUUUGCGGAGGUGAUAGCUCUUCACGUGGCAAAACCUUACGACACACACACUUUGCUGUAUGAUGUAAAAGUUGAAAAAUGGAAAAACAGAUUAGGCCAUGGUGAUAGGGAGCCAUAUAGAACCUUGCCUGGAGAUGUAGUUUUGCUUUUAAAUGGGAAACCUGAAUCGGUUGCUGACUUACAACAAUUUGGAUGGACGUGGACUUUUGCGUCGGUGACUAAUAUUGCGGAGGUUGAGAAUGAUGAUACUUACCCAUCCACUUAUUUCAAAGUAAAAGCAAAGAGACGCAUUGAAGUUGAAGAUGGACAGCACAAAUCACUUUAUGUGGUUUUCUUGGCAAACAUAACGACAAAUCGAAGAAUUUGGAAUGCAUUGUGCAUGCGUCAAAACCUAAAUAUCAUUCAAACAGUAUUGUCCAAGAAUGAUCGGGACGACGAAGUUUGUGAACUUUGUUCUUCUCAAGAUGAUACAGAGUCAGACAUAAAAAUCAGACCAACUGCAUCGUUGAAGCUGAAUAAAUCACAAAAUGAGGCAAUAGUGGCUUCUAUUCUGAGAAUGCAAUGUGAGCACAAGUCUUCGGUCAAACUCAUAUGGGGUCCUCCUGGGACUGGGAAGACUAGGACUUUAAGUUUUAUGCUAUUUACUCUCUUGAAAAUGAAUGUCAGAACCCUUGUUUGUGCUCCAACAAAUGUUUCAAUCACAGAUCUGGCUUCUCGAGUGAUCAAACUAAUGAGGGAAUCUUUUGAAGUUGAACCUGAGAAGAGCUUUAGAACUUGUCCUUUGGGUGACAUUCUCAUCUUUGGGAAUAAGGAUCGUCUGAAAUGUGGCUCAGACAUUGAGGAAAUUUUUCUUGAUUAUCGUGUUGAUAGGCUUGUCGAGUGCUUUGCAUCUCUAACUGGUUGGAAGCACCGUAUAUCUUCCAUGAUUUGUUUUCUUGAGGAUUGUGUUUCUGAACACCAAAUCUAUGUGGAAAAUGAAUUGAUAAAAGCUAAACAAAGUCAAGAGGAUGAACUUCAAAAAUCAAAAGAAAGUCGAGAGAAUGAAGUUCAAAAAUCCGAACCAGCAAAGAAACUCCAAAUCUAUGUGGAAAAUGAAUUGAUAAAAGCUAAACAAAGUCAAGAGGAUGAACUUCAAAAAUCAAAAGAAAGUCGAGAGAAUGAAGUUCAAAAAUCCGAACCAGUAGCUUUGCUGGAGUUUGCUAGAGACAGGUUAAGUCAUAUAGCUGUGCCUCUGAGAUCAUGUUUGUUGAAAUUCUUUACUCAUUUAGCUAGAAGUUUUGUUGGUGAUCAAAUUUUUCAAUACAUGGCACAACUCGUUUCUUUGCUGGACUCUUUGGAAACAUUAUUUUUUCAAGUCAAAUUGACAUCUGAAGAAUUGGAGAAUAUCUUUUCACACCAGGGAACAGUUGAUUCUUCCCAAUCAUCUGUUCACGCAUCACAGUUACUAUAUACUAAAACCCAGUGCCUCUCUAUUCUAAAGUCUCUCCAGUGUUCCUUAGCAAAACUUGACUUCCCAAGUGUGAUGGAUAAAACCUCUAUAAUGGAAUUCUGUUUCAAAAAUGCUUCCUUAAUAUUUUGCACUGCUUCUUCUUCAUAUAAGCUACACUCAGUGGAUAUUGAACCGGUCAAAUUGUUGGUUAUCGAUGAAGCUGCUCAAUUAAAGGAGUGUGAAUCAAUUAUACCUCUUCAGCUCCUAGGCUUGAGGCAUGCUGUUCUAGUUGGAGACGAAUGGCAAUUACCAGCGACUGUUAUCAGCAAGUUGUCUGAUGAAGCUGGCUUCGGAAGAAGCUUAUUUGGAAGACUGAGUUCAUUGGGUCAUUCUAAGCAUCUCCUUGAUAUGCAAUAUAGAAUGCACCCAUCAAUUAGCCACUUCCCAAAUUCAAAUUUCUAUCAGAAGAAGAUCAUAAAUGCGCCCAAUGUGAAAGAUAAAAGCUAUGAACGUAGCUAUCUUCCUGGGAGGAUGUUUGGUGCUUAUUCAUUCAUAAACAUUCUAGAAGGAAAAGAAGAAAUGGAUGAUUUUAGUCAUAGCCGAAGAAAUAUGGUUGAGGUAGCUGUAACUGUAAAGAUAGUGAAAAAACUCUACAAAGAAUGGAGUGUUUCACAAGAGAAACUUAGCGUUGGUGUAAUAUCGCCCUAUGCUGCUCAAGUUUUGGCAAUUCAAGAAAAACUAAAGGCUGAAAACCAUGAGGGGUUUACAGUUACAGUCAAGUCCAUUGAUGGAUUUCAAGGUGGAGAAAAAGACAUAAUAAUUAUAUCUACUGUCAGAUCUAAUAAUGGUGGGUCCAUUGGUUUCUUGGCAAGCCCUCAGAGAACUAAUGUUUCUUUGACAAGAGCUCGACAUUGUCUCUGGAUCCUAGGGAAUGAAAGAACACUGCAAAAUAGUGAUUCAAUUUGGCAUGCAUUAGUGCAUGAUGCCAAGGAUCGUCAAUGCUUUUUUAAUGCAGAUGAAGAUAGCGACUUGGCCAAAACAAUUGUAGAUGUUAAGAAAGAUCUAGAUCAACUUGACGACCUACUCAAUGGAGAGAGUAUACUGUUCAAAAGUGCAAGAUGGAAGGUUUUAUUCAGUGACAACUUCAAAAAUUCAUUUCAUAAAUUGAUAUCCACCUGUGUGAAAAAGUCAGUAAUGAAUCUUUUACUGAAGAUUGCUAGUGGAUGGCGACCGAAGAGAAGAAGUAUGGACUUGAUGUGUGAGAGGUCCUUGCAAAUUGUGAAACAAUUUAAGGUUGAAGGUUACUAUAUUGUUUGCACAAUUGAUAUAAUGAAAGAAUUGAACUACAUGCAAGUUUUGAAGGUCUGGGACAUAUUACCUUUAGAAAUGGUCCAGAAAUUGUUGAGGCGUCUUGAUAGCAUAUUUGCUAUGUAUACAGUUGAUUUUAUCAACCGCUGUAAGGAGAAAUGUAUAGAGGGGAAUUUGGAAGUUCCAAAGAUCUGGCCAAUGUCCCAUGAUAUAGUCCGGUAUAAGAAUAUCAUCAACAACAACAUAUUAGAUGGUGAUUCAAGUGGUUGCAUUGUAGAAUGCAGAAGUUAUGUUGAAAAUUCCAAAGUGAAUGAGAGUUUGUUGUUGAUGAAAUUUUACCCUUUAUCAACCGGUGUUGUGCACCAUUUGCUAUCUGACCAAGACUGCAGAGAACUUGAUCUCCCAUUUGAGGUUACAGAUGAGGAGCGUGAAAUAAUUUUAUUUCCUAGAAGCAGCUUUGUAUUAGGUCGAUCGGGGACUGGGAAAACAACUAUUUUGACUAUGAAGCUUUACCGGAAGAUAGAGCAGCACCGCCUUGCUUUAAAUGGUAUCAGUUCGGCUGAGAGUUGUUUGUCCAUGAACAAUAGAGCUGAUGAAGGUACAUGUAUGAGUGAAUAUAAGGACAAUGUCUUGCACCAGCUUUUCGUCACUGUCAGUCCAAAGCUCUGUUAUGCAAUCAAACAACAUGUGUCUCGGCUGAAAAGCUUUGCUGGUGGUGGACAAUUCCAUAGAGACGACAGUUCUAUUGAUGUGGAUGGAAUUGAUCAAAUGGUACAAUUUCAGGACAUUCCGGAUUCAUUUGUUGGAAUUAAACCAGAAAAGUAUCCUCUUGUUAUUACACUUCAAAAGUUCUUAUUGAUGCUUGAUGGUUCUCUGGGUAAUUCAUACUUUGAGAGGUUUCCAGAUCUGAAGGAUUUUUCUCAAGAUAAAAGAAGUUUGAAAUCUGUGGCAUUGCAAUCUUUCAUGAGGAAGAAGGAGGUUGAUUAUGACCAUUUCAAAUCCUUUUAUUGGCCACAUUUCAAUUCAAAGCUGACAAAGAAUCUUGAACCUUCAAGAGUAUAUACUGAGAUAAUGUCUCAUAUAAAAGGAGGCUUACAAGUGGGCGAGGCAUGUGAAAUUAAGCUAAAUAGGGAAGACUAUGUUUCAUUGUCUGAUAAGAGGGUGUCCAAUUUUUGUGCUCAGGAGAGGAAGGCCAUCUAUGAUAUUUUUAAGGACUAUGAGAAAAUGAAGAUGGAGCUUGGUGAAUUUGAUAUUGCUGAUUUAGUGAUCGACCUUCAUCAUCGGCUAAAUAAUUCAAAUUUACCGGGUGGAAAAAUGGACUUUGUAUAUGUUGACGAAGUUCAAGACCUUACUAUGAGACAAAUUGCUUUGUUUAAAUAUGUUUGCAAAAAUGUUGAUGAAGGCUUUGUAUUUUCAGGCGAUACAGCACAGACUAUUGCAAGAGGAGUUGACUUUAGGUUUGAAGAUGUACGUUGUUUAUUCUACAAGGAGUUUUUAAUGAAAACAAAAAAAAUUGAAUGUGGAGGUAGAAGGGAGAAAGGACAUUUAUCAGAUAUGUUUAACUUGUGCCAAAAUUUCCGUACUCAUUCUGGUGUGCUCAGAUUAGCACAGAGCGUAAUUGAUCUUCUUUGCCAUUUUUUCCCUCAUACUAUUGAUGUAUUACCACCAGAGACUAGCUUUGUUUAUGGCGAACCUCCAGUUGUGAUGGAGCCAGGUAGCAAUGAGAAUGCAAUUAUCACUAUUUUUGGAUGUAGUGGAAAUGUAGGAAAAAUGGUAGGUUUUGGCGCUGAGCAGGUCAUAUUAGUGCGUGAUGACUCUGCGAGAAAGGAAAUAUCUAACUGGAUUGGACAUCAAGCUCUUAUUUUGACGAUAGUAGAGUGCAAGGGUCUCGAAUUUCAGGAUGUGUUACUAUUCAACUUCUUUGGCUCUUCACCCCUGAGGAGUCAGUGGAGAGUAAUCUACGAGUUCUUGAAAGAAAAAGACUUGUUUGAUUCUAGUUUUCCCAAGUCCUUUCCAAGUUUUAGCCAAUUAAGACACAAUAUCUUGUGUUCUGAACUAAAACAAUUAUAUGUGGCCAUUACUCGAACAAAGCAAAGAUUAUGGAUUUGUGAAAAUGCUGAAGAGCUUUCAAAGCCAAUGCUUGAUUAUUGGAAGAGACUUGGCCUUGUGAAUGUGAGGAAAGUUGAUGAUUCACUAGCACAGGCAAUGCAAAGAGCAAGCAGUCCAGAGGAAUGGAAAUCACAAGGAAUUAAGCUCUUUUGGGAAAAAAAUUAUGAGAUGGCCAUCAUGUGCUUUGAAAGAGCUGGAGAACCAACAUGGGAAAAACGAGCUAAAGCUGCUGGCCUUAGGGCAUCUGCUGAUCAUAUGCGUGGUUCAAAUCCCAAAGAGGCCCGUAUAAUGCUUAGAGAGGCUGCUGAAUUAUUUUAUUCUGCUGGCAAAAGAGAUUCAGCAGCUGAAUGUUUUUUCGACUUGGAGGAAUAUGAAAGAGCAGGAAGGAUUUAUUUGGAAAAGAGUGGCGAAUCAGAGCUAAGUAAAGCCGGUGAAUGUUUUUCUCUAGCUGGAUGCUAUGAGCUUGCAGCAGAUGUUUAUGCAAAAGGAGACUUCUUCGUAGAAUGCUUGUCAGCUUGCAAUAAAGGGAAAUGUUUCACGAUUGGUUUGCAAUAUGUUGAGCAUUGGAAACAACAAGCAUCACUAACUGAUGGUAUGAUGAAUAAGUUUAAAGAUUUGGACAAAAUUGUGCAGGAAUUUUUGGAGAGCUGUGCUCUGGAUUGUCACAAGUUUAAUGAUAAAGCAUCAUUGAUGAAAUUUGUUAGAGCUUUCCACACAAUGGAAUCGAGACGAAAAUUCUUGAAGUCUCAUGACUGCCUUGAAGAUCUUCUGGUUUUGGAGGAAGAGUCUGGAAACUUCAUGCAAGCUGCAGAAAUUGCACAAGUGAUUGGAAAUCUCCUACUUGAAGUUGAUCUUCUGGGUAAGGCUGAGCAUUUUAGAAAUGCCACUUUCCUUACCCUAGCCUAUGUGCUUUCUUGCUCUUUAUGGGAUUCUCGAGGUAAAGGUUGGCCCCUCAAGUCAUUUCCUCAAAAGCAGGAACUCGUAAAUAAAGCAAUUUCAUUUGCAGAGAAGGAAUCUGGAAGUUUCUAUGGAUUUGUUUGUGCUGAAGUUGAAAUUCUGUUACAUGAGCAGGGUAAUGUGUCUGAGUUGAUACAGUGUUUCAGUGGUUCACAGAAGCACGGAAGUCUCACAGUUGAAUUUCUUUCUGUUAGAAAACUUUUAGAUGCCCAUUUUCAAAUACAUCCGGCGAAGUAUGAGUUGGAACAUGAAUUUCCUACCAACUUGAAAAAAUAUUCAGAAGAAAAAAUUUUGCAAAACAAAUUAUCUCCCAGAACUCUUUUUUACCUUUGGAAUUUAUUCAAGGAUAAAAUUUUGGGAAUCCUAGAAUGUCUUGAUUGUCUCGAGAGAGAAGACGUCAGCAAAUGCAACCGUACUGUUGACUUCUGUUUGCAUUAUUUUGGCGUCCGGAGGCUGUCGAAUAAUCUGAAUGUGACCUAUCGCCUGCUGAACCCUUCUGCAGAAUGGGUAAAAAAUAUUGACGGGAGGUUCUUACGGCGGCAAAGAGAGGUGGUGACCCUUGAAGCUCAACAUUUUGUUUCCGCCUUUAGGACUUACUGGCUUGGAGAAUUACAAUCUGUUGGAUUAGGAGUUCUUGAAGCCCUUUACAAAUCUUAUGUGGGGAAAUCCUUUUCUAAAUAUUGUCAAGGCAUCUGCCUGACCUUUAUCUUUGAUGUCGUGAAAUUCUUCACCGAGUCCAAAUUGCGUGACUUUAAGAGUGUUUCUAUCAAAAAGUUUAUUGAUAUAUCAAUCAAUUACUUCGACAUUGUUUUUCCUUUAGAUUCUCAGGAAUCCUUAUCAGAAUAUAUAAUUUAUCUGAGAGGAACUGAACAGUCUCAGAAUUUACUCGAAGAUGUUAUCUCUCGACAUAUUGGCACAAAAGAUGAACUGACCUAUGGACAAAUCGGGAAGGCUGUGAUGAUUUUGCUUGGGUCAGGCAAACACAAAAUUGACCUUUGUGAGAUGAUGGCUAAAAAAAUCCCCAAAAAUUCGUCCUGGAAAGAAUUCCUUAAGAUUCUCAAGGGGAACAAGGAGUCGGAGUCAAAUUCAUUGAUUCAGAAGUUCCACAAUGCUUUGCAAGAAACUUACAAUGCCAACUGGAGGGUACGGGGAUAUAUAGCUCCUAAUUGUUACUUGUAUCUUAUGGAGCGCCUUGUUAUUUUGGCAUCUCAUAACCCCGUUUCCUUCUUCUCUACAAAAUCAUCAUUUGUGGAGUGGUUAGUAUAUCAGCAAUCUCGUGGCAUCCCAAGUGCUAGUUUAGUCACUGACAAGCGACCCUAUCCAAAAAAUGUCUUUGAUUUUGUUAUUACAGUGGUCAAGCAGUUCCUUUUUUAUGGUCAAGAAACAGCACAAUGGAUUAGGGAUUCUAGUAUUAGUUACAAGUACCAUCCAGUGCUAGUGUUGAGGUUGUUUGUUAUACUGUGCUUGCUGUGUCUUAACUCCCGAAUGUAUUCCAAUGUACUUUUUGAGCUUCUAAGUCUAUCUAACAUCAGAGCCCAGCUUCCAAGAGAAUUCUGUGAAGCUCUUCAAAAGAAAAGGAAGAAUGAUGAUGUGAAUUUAUAUGCAGUUGCUAGAGCAUUCAAAUCAAUUGGGGAUCCUGUUGUCAUUGUCACCCGGGGAGAAAAAAAUGAUCUGAAAUUUGUCUGUCCUGAUGCCAUUAUUCUUGACAUGAGCGUUUCCCGGAGCGAAAAAGACAUCAUGGAAGUUUUAUUUCCGAGCAGCAGUAAAACUUCUCAUGGACAAAUCACUUCAGUUGAAGCAAAUAUGAUUAAAUCUAGCGGUGAACUUCCUGCUAGCAUCAGCAAUCAUGGCAAGACUUCUAUGUUGCCAAAUUUGAAUACAGAAUUGGAAAUGGAUCGGAAUUUGAGUACAGGGAAUGGAAAUGAUGGACUGCAGAUGAACUGGGGAGUUCUUCGGGAAAUAUAUGAUAUAUUGAAGUCUGGGGAAAAUAGGAAAGAUGGAAAUCUGAAGAUCCUUGCAAUGGAAAAGAAGGUACAAGUGGACAUCUUAGCCACUCAAAUGAUCCAUUUCUCUGAUAAGAAAUCUCUUGCUGGUGAAGAUAAUAACAUGCUGGGUGAAGCUGUCAACGCAAUUGAGGAAUUGAAGCAGCUUUCUUCUUUGAUUACAAGUGACUUGGAAGAGAGAGAGACUUUGAUGAUUGGAGAACUUUUGAAAAGCUUGGAGUCGAGAAGGCCUAAACUCGACAUAUACCUUAGGCGGUCUGUUGUGCAGACUGAUACAAAAGAAAAAUAUCAAAGUGUUGUAUCUUGUGACGAGGAAAUUUCUAACAGAAAUAGUAGUGAAGAUAGCACGGAAAAUUUACCCGUCACUGUUGCUCCCGAAACACAAAGUAAGCCAGACCAGGUCAAUGAUUAUGAAGGCAAGCAAGGAAAGGGAAAGGGCAAGAAUAAGAAGGGAAAGAAAUCGAAAGGUCGGAAAAAAUAAGCUGGAUGGAAGUCUUGUACAUUGAGCACUUGCAAACUAGUGGAAUUUGUGUAAAUACUGCUGUUUUGAAACUGCUAAGAUUAUCAUGGCCUUCAUGCUCUACCAAAUCCUUUAAGGAGAAAAAUUACGGAGCUUUUGUUAGAUAGAACUUAAAUUAAAUGCUAUUUGUAUUUCUCUUCAAGUUUAAGCAAUUGCUAUUUGAAUC